AUGAACAGAAAUCCCCCUCUGCAACAGCAGCAAACGCUUCUGAAGCAGUCAGAUAAUCCAGAGGCGCAUACUCCUAAAGUAAGCGUGCAGGAGACAAAAAGUGGGGCCCCUCUCGAGCAACAAGAGGAACCGAACCGCUGGAAGCUGCAGCAAGGGAGAUAUGAACAGCUGCCCCACGGCGAGGAUGAUGAUGCAUAUCUGGUAACUCUCCUCUCUGCAGAGGCCAACGGUGCUUUGGUAUCUGGGUAUUCGAGGCAACUGCAGCCUCAGCUUGAGCUUGCUAGGAAGCAGCCAUCGGCCUGUGACGGUCAAGACAAGGCUCUGGUAUCCAUUCUCGGAGAGACUCUGCAUAGCGCUGCCGUGGGUGAACAGAAAGCCGCAUCAGGAGCUGUAGCUGUACGAGAGCCGCGGAGAGCAUCGUUUACCACGGUGAGGCAAGAUGCGGCGGAAACAACUCCAUCGGUUGCUGAGCAAGCAUCAGUAACGGGGCUGCCAGCAGCAACAACACAACUCCAGUGGAUUCGAGAGGCCCUGAUUCUGUUGAGAAGGAUUGAUGAUCCACAGCACGUCCAACUGCAGCGCCGGAAAAAAACAGCCAUGACUUCCGGAGCAUGUGCCGCUUCCCCUUCGCCAACUCAAACUGCAGGAAACACAUUCCUUCCAGAAGAUACAGCAGAUGCAUCGACGGCUACAUUCUGCUCCGGUUCAUACAAAUGCGCUCUGCCGCCUCCCCCAAGGAGCAUCCGCUUGUUGUAUGUGAUGUGGAUCGGCGUGGGGGGGGGGCCUUGGGGAGGACGCUCAAAUACAUGGUUUCAUCACAGGAGGUACGUCGCAGCGCAUGCAAACGCAGCUUCUAAGAUGAUUGCUGGGGGAGUGGAACUGCGACCCUUUCUUCGAGCGGUGGAGGCGCUUGCAGCUGCAGAACGCUCCCUCACUGAAACGUGUUUCGGCGCCGCAGUAGCUCGGCAGGUGUUGCUGAGGAAAAGCUUUGGCAAAGUUAUGUUCCUGCGCCCUACGUUGCAGCAACUGCUACGAGAAGACGACUGGAGUGGCAAGUGUCAACUUUGCAUGACUUAG
Eimeria mitis is the source of this 1077-nucleotide messenger RNA. RefSeq lists its product as uncharacterized. The transcript is spliced from 3 exons. The record is from RefSeq and is a predicted model, not a curated record. The coding region runs from base 1 to 1077 and encodes 358 amino acids. Lineage: Eukaryota; Apicomplexa; Conoidasida; Eucoccidiorida; Eimeriidae.